Messenger RNA from Cyphellophora europaea CBS 101466, 1338 nucleotides. RefSeq lists its product as uncharacterized. Gene Ontology annotation, molecular function: catalytic activity. The coding region runs from base 1 to 1338 and encodes 445 amino acids. NCBI's taxonomy places the organism in Eukaryota, Fungi, Ascomycota, Eurotiomycetes, Chaetothyriales, Cyphellophoraceae. The transcript has 4 exons. The record is from RefSeq and is a predicted model, not a curated record.
AUGAGUUUUGGGCGCAUUGGAAAACGAACAACCCGACAUACGCUUAGACUUUCGUCGAAGUAUGCUUCGCUAACGACGAGGGUGCGAGCGAUCAACUCGCUGGCCCCUGAGACCAGCAAUAAUGGCCCUCUGAAAGGUGUAAAAGUCUUGGACCUCUCACGAGUACUUGCGGCACCGCUCUGCACGCAGAUCCUUGGAGACUAUGGUGCCGACAUCAUUAAAAUCGAAGAUAUUGGGAAGGGAGAUGAUACCAGACACUUCAGAGCAAUUGGAGAAGAUGAGACGUGGAAACCCGACGUUGGUCCCAUGUCUAAUUACUUCUGCUCAAUUAACAGGAACAAGCGCUCCGUAUGCCUAGAUCUGAAGAACGCCCCGGGAAAGGAGAUUCUGUUCAAGCUCGUCAAAGAUGCUGAUGUAGUGAUCGAGAACAUGCGGCAGGGUGCGAUGGAAAGGCUGGGAAUCGACUACGAAGUGCUCAAGCAAGUAAACCCGACUAUCAUCUACGCCAGCAUCUCUGGCUACGGAUCCUCCGGUCCAUGGCGAGAACGUGCUGGAUAUGACAUGAUAGCAGGUGCAGAAGCAGGCCUUCUCCAUCUCACUGGUGAGCGAGGAGGGCCCCCAGUACGGCCUGGUCUCGGGCUCACCGACAUGUCCACCGGGCUUUUCAUGCACGGAGCUAUUAUGGCCGCGCUCUACUCCCGCAAAGAGACCGGCCUUGGGCAGCGUAUCGACGCUUCGCUGUUCGAAUCGCAGAUCGCACUGCUCAUCAACGUCGCGCUGACAUGGCUGAACAUGGGACAAGAAACAGAGCGAUGGGGCACCCAGCACCCUAGCGUGGUUCCGUACGAUGCUUUUCGAACCAAGGAUCUCUACUUUGUAUGCGGGGCGGUCAACAACAAGCAGUUUGAGAAGCUGUGCAAGAUCCUCGAUGUCGAACACCUGCUGGAGGACCCACGCUUCAAGACCAACAGCACAAGAGUCACACAUCGUGAUGAUUUGAUGCCAACCAUUAGUGAGGCUUUCCAGGGCAAGACCGCUGGCGAAUGGAUGCAAGCAUUUGAGGGUAGCGGGAUGCCUUACGCCCCCAUCAACACAAUGGAGAAGGUGUUCUCACAUCCGCAGACGGCAGCAAGGGAGAUGGUGAGCGAGAUCCAGUUUGAGCCCGCAAAAUCAGGAAAGCUCUCUAUGUUAGGAUCCGCUGUGAAGUUCUCCAACACCAGCACGUCAGUCAGGCGCAAGCCACCUCUGCUCGGCGAGCAUACCGACGAAGUCUUGAGAGAGAUUGGCGUGACAGAAGCCGAGAUAGAAAGUCUGCGUAGCUCCAGAGUAGUUAGAUAG